This is a messenger RNA of Mesocricetus auratus (golden hamster), 3361 nucleotides long. RefSeq names its product TIR domain containing adaptor protein (gene Tirap). The transcript has 7 exons. The record is from RefSeq and is a predicted model, not a curated record. Bases 454 to 1191 code for a protein of 245 amino acids. NCBI's taxonomy places the organism in Eukaryota, Metazoa, Chordata, Mammalia, Rodentia, Cricetidae. Gene Ontology annotation, biological process: signal transduction.
CUGAGGGCGGCGGCCGAGGAGCUUCCGGGAGCCGGGGCUCGGGCACUUCCCGGCCUAGGCUGCAGCUCGCAGCGCGGGAUCCGGCAGAGUUAAGAACCUACUGGGAGUUGCUGCCACAGUCUCUUAAUGGGCGUCUACCAGGGACGACUACGUGCCAAGAACCAAAGAGACACUUGGAGUAGGAACAGUUGGGUCCACUGGGUGGCAGACUUUAAGAACAAUCCGUAACAAACGUAUGGAAAAGCGCGCAGACCCUGAGUUCCGCCAGACUGGUUUUCACAGGCUUGCUUGUGUCACCUGCACCCAGAACGAUCCCAGAUGCACUCCUGGCCAAGUGAAGCAGAGAACAGUUACUCUACCAAGCUCCUACCUUGAUGGCUGUUCCAUGGCUCUACCCGCUCCUGCUGCUCUCCCAAUGCAUGCUCUCCCAGGGUUAAUUUGGAGGCCUGAGCUAUGGCUUCAUCCUCCCCCAUCCCAGCCACUCAGUCCAAGAAGCCUCGAGGCAAGAUAGCUGACUGGUUCAGACAGGCUCUGUUGAAGAAGCCGAAGAAGAUGGAUGUCUCCGAGGAAAGCCACCCCAGUGAAGGUUUACAGACAGCCGCACAGGACGGUCUCCCACCCCAGAGCAGCAGCUCGCCCCCUAGCUGCAGCUCGCCCCCUAGCUACAACUCACACCCGAGCUGCAGUUCAGGAAUGGCUCCUACCCUGCAACCAACACAGAAGGACACCAGCUGCAGUAGUGGUCGCUGGAGCAAAGACUAUGACGUCUGCGUGUGCCACAGUGAGGAGGACCUAGAGGCUGCCCAGGAGCUGGUCUCCUACUUGGAGGGUAGCCAGGCCAGCCUACGCUGCUUCCUGCAGCUUCGGGAUGCAACCCCGGGUGGCGCCAUCGUUUCUGAGCUGUGCCAGGCACUGAGUAGUAGUCACUGCCGUGUGCUACUCAUCACCUCAGGCUUCCUUCGGGACCCGUGGUGCAAGUACCAGAUGCUGCAGGCCCUGACGGAGGCCCCGGGGGCAGAGGGUUGCACUAUACCCCUGCUGUCUGGCCUGACCAGAGCCGCCUAUCCGCCGGAGCUCCGAUUCAUGUACUAUGUGGAUGGCAGAGGCCGGGAUGGUGGCUUUUACCAAGUCAAGGAGGCUGUCAUGCGCUGUAAGACACAGGAGGGCCUGGAGGGGAUCUGGAAACAUUAAGCUGACACAAGUUUUCCUGACAAAAGCUGGAAAUAUCGCACACCAGGUGCUGGAUCCCAUUAGAUAGGGCUUUGGGAGCCAGAGCCAGUGCACUCUGUACAUCACACAGGAUCAGAUUGCCACCAGCUUCCCUUACUGUGGGCUCCACAGGAAGGCCGGGCAGAAGAUGGGGACCCCCCACAAGAAGACCAGGAGGAAGAUGGGGACUCCCCAAGAAGAACAGGAGGAAGCCAGGGACUCCCCCAGGAAGGCAACGAGGAAGUCAGAAUUUGGAGUUGUCAAGAGACUGUGGUAUGAGGAGGGUCAGCAGCGUCUUGACUGCUGCUUAACUGGACAGGAAACUGACACCCCGCUGUCUGUCCCAGAAUCAGGCACUGGGGUAAGCAGGUGCCACUCCUCAUGAGGGGAGAGCCUGACUGAUGAAUGAAGUUAGUGCUCCUCCCAGAUGCCUAGGGAAGCGGAAGAGGCAGCAGGUCUCAGGUCCUUCACAUCCACACUACUGUAGUUCUGUCCCAGAGGCGUCAACUCACUUUAUAAGGCUGGGUGAAAGGCACCUCCAGCCCCAUGCUGACUCUCACUUACUGAACAAAUGUCAUUUGAAAUGCAGACCUAGCCAGGUUGGUGGUACAUGCCUUUAGGAGGCGGAUGCAGGCAGAUCUCUCUGAGUUUGGGGACAGCUGAAGCUGUUACACAGAGAAACUCUAUCUCAGAAAAAAAAAAAAGCAAACCUAGGGUCUGGAGAGAUGGCUCAGUGGUUAAGAACUCUUGUUACCUUUGCAGAGGAUCCAGGUUCAAUUCCCAGUAUUCACAUGGUAGCUCUGACCAGGGUCUCCUUGGGCAUGGGGCACACAUAUGGAACACAUGCAUUCAUGUAAGCAAGACAAUCAUACAAUAAAGAAAUCUUUCUUUAAAAUUAGAAAUGCAAAUCUAGGGCUCUAGGUGGAGUUGGUGGUAGAACGUUUGCUUAGCAUGUAUGAGGGUUCGGGUUCGACUUCCGGCACCAUCAAAAUGAAAAGGAAACAAACCCAGAAGCCAUUCUGAAUAAUAAGUAGGGAGAAGGAAAGGUGGGGGGGGCAGCUUCUUCACCUGGACCAAAACCCAGUGACCUUGGACACGUAGGCCCUCCUCUGAUGUCUGCCCAUGCUUCAUAGCACCUGCCUUUAUAUCGAACUGAGAGGAACCAAUGCUCUCAGUCUAGCACCAAUGUGCAUUCCCAGGGAGAGGUAAGGUGUCACCUAUAUUCUCAAUAAGGACAGAAACAUGGUCCGUUGUCAUGGUCUCCCCUGGUAUGUACCUUGAGCCUCUUUUUGCCAUGUCCCUUUACUGGAAACAAAUUAUUUUUGAAUUAUGACUUUUUUGGUUAUAUACAAAAUGUUCUAAAGGAUACUAUAUCAUACUCAUGCACCUACCACCUAAAUAUAAAAAAAUACAAUAAGAAAGCCUUAUUCCCAACAUGCUUGUUCCCUUUGUGUUCUGAAUUCCAGGCCCCUCAUGUUUCUUAAGAAAACAACAACUUGAGCUUUUCUGCAUGAAGUUUCUAUAGAUAAAUGCACCCCAGCAAAAUGUUAUUUAUAUUUUAUGACUUUAUCUCUUAUGUUUGACAUGUUUGUGAGAUAUGUCCAUGUUGAUGUGUCUGUCACUCAUGAGUUUCCUUUUGUUCUAGGUUAGUGGGUCUCAGCCUGUGGGUUGAACAAUCUUUUCAUAUCGUAUAUCAGAUAUUCUGUAUGUCAGGUACAUUAUGAUUCAUAACAGUAGAAAAAUUACAGUUAUGAAGUAGCAAUGAAAAUAAUGGCUGGGGGUUGCCAUAACAUGAGGAACUGUAUUAAAGGGUCGCAGUGUUAGGAAGGUUGAGAACCACUGCUCUAAGAUCGUUUUAACACAAAUUUCAGGUACUUUCCCCCUAACCAUAUAGUUAUAUACCUCUAAAUCAUGAGGGUUUUUUUGUUUUUGUUUUUGUUUUUUGAGACAGGGUUUCUCUGUAUUGUUUUGGAGGCUGUCCUGGAACUUGCUCUGUAGACCAGGCUGGCCUCAAACUCACAGAGAUCUGCCUGCCGCUGCCUCCUCAGUGCUGGAAUUAAAGGCUUGUGCCACCAACACCAGACCAUGAGGGUUUCUUUUUUAAACACAAGAAUGUUACAUUUUAAUCUUAAUAUAAAAUACUGUCUAUGAA